UGGUAUGAUCGUGUAACAUUAUAAGAUAUUGAUGUCUACAUUACCUGUAAGAUGUGAUAUAUUGUAAGCAAUAUAUGAUUUAUAAGGUAGUGAAAAUGAGAGUGAAUGCAGAUUAAGUUGAAUUUGCAUGUGUGACCUUUAUAGGGGAGAUUCACCCCUAUAGAAAUGUAUCCCCUUUGACAAGCAAGUUACCUCUUUCAGAUUAUUCGAGUCCCAGCUUGAGAUAGCCAAGAUCGCGGAGAUGAUCCACACGGCCUCCUUGGUCCACGAUGACGUCAUCGACGCAAGUGAUACCCGCCGCGGGAAACCCUCCGUGAAUUCGCUCUACGGACAACGCAAGGCCGUGAUGGCUGGGGACUACAUCUUGUCCGUCGCCUCCGCGAUGCUGGCCAGGAUCCGCAACGAGGAGGUCAUCGUGAUACUGUCUCAGGUGCUGAGCGACCUGGUUCAGGGGGAGUUCAUGCAAUUAGGCUCGAAGGAGAACGAGAACGAGAGAUUUGCGCAUUACCUCAAGAAGAGCUUCAAGAAAACGGCGUCACUCUUGGCGUACUCCUGCAAAGCGGUGGCUCUAUUGUCAGGUGCAGAUGAGGAUCUGCAGGAAGUGGCCUUCCAGUAUGGCCGAAAUGUUGGCAUUGCUUUCCAGCUUCUUGAUGAUAUUCUUGAUUUGGUGGCUUCCUCCAAUGAGAUUGGCAAGCCAACGGUCACAGACCUGAAGCUGGGACUAGCUACAGCACCUGUUUUAUUUGCUUGCGAGAAGUUCCCUGAACUAAAUCCAAUGAUCAUGAGGAGAUUCCAAGAACCUGGAGAUGUACAGAAGGCAUUUGAGUUUGUGCACAAGAGUGAUGGAUUAGAACAAACUCAGUUUUUGGCUCGGCAGCAUUGUGACGAGGCUGUCAGGGUCAUCAGUUCCCUCAAGCCAUCGAUAGAACAAAAAGCACUCAUCACCUUAACAGACAGAGUGCUCAACCGUGGAAAAUAGUGAAUGUAUUCUUAAAAUCAAUAGAAUUUUUGCAGCUAAUUUACUCACAUGCACAGAAUCUGGCAGAUACAAGCAAGUUCAGGAUUAUCAAAUAGCUGGUGAAGUCUAGUGUUGACCUUUGCUGCCUUUUUUGUUUGUACUAUAAUUGUUGUUUAUUUUAUCCAGUUGUAAGUAUUUGUUUCCUGUAUUAUUUCUAAUUAUUGCAGUUAAGGUAAUGCAAGGACGCAUCUAGUAUUUUUUGCAUUGUUUGUGGUUACUGCAGGUAGACUACCAAGUUUCUGAAAGUUGAUAGGCUGUAAAUAGGAAAAAAAAAGUUUAAAAGCAUUUAUUUUUUUACUUCCACUCGGCAUGUCUGGUACAAAAUAUUAAACUAGAUAGCCACCAUUUCCAUUUGAAUCUUCCAUUUUUGGCUGAAGAAGAGACCGUAUCUUCACUGAGUGUUGACUCGAGAAGUACUAUAAUUUUUCCGGAAGACUGGAAGUGUUGCUAGCUCCAGAUAUUUUGCCUUUAAACUAAUAACUGUUAAUAGUUAUCUUGCAUUAACAGUCACAAAGAAAAACUACAGAGACCAAGAGCUUGUUAUCAUGUCACUAUUAGAAGAUUAGUAGAUCUGCCCCAGGGAGUUGACAUCUCUGACAGCCAGAUUUUGACUGUGUGUGGUCGUAUCAUGAUGAUGAGUCUUGUAGAUGAUCUAAGUAUUUAAUUGAAGUAUUUAUUCUUUUAAUUCAUAUUAGCACUAAGGGCAGGCAGGAAUGAAUGGCUCCCAGUGUUCUACUACAGCUUUACUUUUCUUCAAGACUCCAUAUGUGGAGUUUCAUUGUUAACUACCUUGUUACCUCUAGUUAGGGUCUUUUAACCUGCUUGUCCUCUUAGGCCUCUGACUGUUUUGUAGUUAUAGAAGAAAUCAAGGUGUAUAUAUGUUUUGUUUCUUAAUGUAUUUUAUGAAUUUGCAUCAGUGAUAUUAACUGAAAUUUACAUUAAGCUAUCCAUCAUACAAGACACUUGAAGGCUUACGUGCAGAAAUGGAUGGAUAUUAGUGUGGUGGCGAGAGUGGGUCUGGGUGUCGGGAUCCAGUGCCUUAAUGGCUCCUGUCCUGUGUGGCAACUAACAGAUUUUGUAUACAGAAAUAAGUUUUUUUUCUUCAGAUUUUUACAAGUUUGGUGGAUUUAAGCUGUUAAUUAUCUCAUGUACUUUAAAUUUACAUUUAAAAUUGGUUAUACUGAUUUUAUCACUUUAUGAAUACCAAGAAUUUUUGAAUUAUCUGCAUGAAUUGGAAGUUCAUACAAGAUCUGCUAGUUGGUUGUACAUUGUACAUGCCAUCUCUUGUCUUCUGUUGCUCAAAGUAGAUGUGGUUCAUGGCAGCACACAACUGGUGCAUGUUUUCCAAUGAUAGCUGUAUAUAUUGUGUUGUUUGCUUCUCAGUUGAGAGAUAGAGUAGAUAUAUUUAUUUGAUAUUUAUCCGGUGUGAGUGUAACUGGUGCUGAAGGUUUUACCAGUGAAGUCUUUUGGUGUAGAUUUGUUGUUAAAAUCAAUACUAAAGGACACUAAGAAUGUUAAACUUAAGUUAGUGUGCACAUGUACAUGUCAGAGUAGUUGUGUGGAGUCUGAACUUGCAACUCGUCUCAGCUGCCCCGCCACCCCACAUCAUGCUGUUGUUGAAGUACCAUCAAAAUGAUUGCUAUUUAGUGGAAAGUUUUGGUAUUAAAAUUAUGCCCAACGAUCAACUUGAUAUUGUCAGAAUAACUUUAUUUACAUCUAUUUUUUUAACUCCUGAUAUGGUAAUGACAUCUUUAAUCUGAUAGUUUUACCUUAUAGCAUUCCAUAUAGAUACAUAGCAAAGAUUUUGCAUGGUACUGUUGUGUAUUAAUUAAUCAGAGUUUAUUUUUCGUAUAGUUGCAGAGGUAGAGGUUGUGGGUCUAGUGUAUACUUGGCUAAUUUUUACAGAGCUUGAGCUGGUCAUUAGCAGUUUCCAAAGAUCUUUAUUGCAAUAUUAUCUUAAUUUUGUAUAGCUGAGUUUGUUUGCACACACUCACUCAUAUAUAUAUAUGUAUGUAUAUGUAUAUUAAUGAAUAUGAUAGAUAGUCAAUCAAGUUUUUGUCAAUGCAUAUUUUCCUUUUUUGUUAUUUUCCCCAGAUUUUGUAAAAGGAUUAAUGCUUGUGGAUAUUUUUUAGCUCGUAUAGCUUUCUGAGUUAAAUGAGUUUAGGUUCUGUUAAGUCACAAAUUAAAUGGGUGCUUCCUCUGUUAUGCUUUUGUAAGUAUGCCAAACUGUAAUCAUGUUGCAUAUACUGAUUGCUUUGUUAAUGUUGCAUCCAGUACAUUUCUUCUUGUAAUUUUUCCUAACAUUUAUUAGGUUUAAGCUAUUCAGUAUAAUUGAUUUAUCAGUUGUUCUGAUAAAGAUAUCAAAUUAUAUAGUUUUUAUAUCUAUACAUUUGUUUGCUUACACUUAUUAAGGAGUGUACAAAGGAUGUUUAUCACUGAACUGAAACUUGUAUUGCAUAUAACUGCUUGAAUAAUUACAUCAGGUCAUUUGAUAUUUCUAUUCGAGGCUGUCUUCAUUUGAAAAUAAAAUUCUAAUGGGUGAUAUGGAUUAAUUCCCAUGCUCUUUCUCUCAUAUAUAUUAUUCUUUCCAAGUAUGAAGAUUACUAUCUCUGAAUAAUUCAAGUAAUCCCAAAGGUAAAAUUGAUGGCUAAAUCUAGAUUAAAUGAUCCUCACAAUAUCAGAAUGGGCUGCUGUAAGAAAGUUCAGUAAUAAUCUAUGAUUUUUUUUUUUUUUAAGUAGUAUUUUUAGUGUCCUGUUCCAUAAUGUCAUAAAAGGCUAUUUGUACUUUUAUAUACAUUUUUUAUUUAUGUAAUUUUUACUUUAUUGUCAGAUACAUUGAAUAGGUAAUAAUAUAUUUUGCAAAAUAUAAGCAGAGAAAAUCGGGUAACGGCGCACAACUGUACUGUGAAGAUAGUACUUAAUAAUAGUGAUACCUUAAAGCGUAAAUGUUUUAUGUGAUUAUUUGGACACAUAGCUGUAGCAUCCUUGAAAUUAUAGAGGACACAGAUAGACCAGCACUUGAAUUAGGAAAAUUGUUAGAGUAUUUGUCUUAGUAUUUGCUUUAAGAAAAUCAUAAUUAGUAUGAAAUAUUUAUUGAUUUUGGCUUAGUGGAAUACUCAAGACCAUAAUCCUGUAUUUUAGCAUAAUGACCAAACUUCAUAACAUAGUAUAGAUGCUGAUGAAGGAUGUUUAUUUGUAAAUAAAGAAAAAGAUUGUGGAUAAAUGGUGUGGAGCUCAUGUGACCUCAGUCUUUCUUGCCAUCAGUGAAGGAGAAACAUUGCCUGACUGGCCAGCCAAGCCCUGUGCAGAAUAUAAACAUUGUUAAUAAAACAAUAUUCUUGUA
Penaeus chinensis is the source of this 4361-nucleotide messenger RNA. RefSeq names its product all trans-polyprenyl-diphosphate synthase PDSS1-like (gene qless). Bases 242 to 979 code for a protein of 245 amino acids. Gene Ontology annotation, biological process: isoprenoid biosynthetic process; ubiquinone biosynthetic process. The transcript is spliced from 5 exons. The record is from RefSeq and is a predicted model, not a curated record. Lineage: Eukaryota; Metazoa; Arthropoda; Malacostraca; Decapoda; Penaeidae. Gene Ontology annotation, cellular component: mitochondrion; transferase complex. Gene Ontology annotation, molecular function: prenyltransferase activity.